This is a messenger RNA of Stomoxys calcitrans (stable fly), 1014 nucleotides long. RefSeq names its product farnesol dehydrogenase. The record is from RefSeq and is a predicted model, not a curated record. The coding region runs from base 4 to 756 and encodes 250 amino acids. Lineage: Eukaryota; Metazoa; Arthropoda; Insecta; Diptera; Muscidae. The transcript is spliced from 2 exons.
AUCAUGGAACGUUGGCAAAAUAAGGUGGCUGUUAUAACUGGAGCCAGUUCGGGCAUUGGCGCUGCCAUAGCUAAGGAAUUUGUAAUGGCCGGUUUGAAGGUGGUGGGUCUUGCUAGACGUACACAACUAAUGGAGAAGCACAAAAUGGAUUUGCCCAGCGAAAAGCGUUCCCAAUUCAUUGCCAUGUAUUGCGAUGUUAGCAAUCCCAAGAGCAUUAAUGAUGCCUUCGAUUUGAUCAUAGCCCAAUUUGGAGGGGUAGAUGUGUUGGUGAACAAUGCCGGUUGUGGACAGGCUGACCAAUUGUCAACCAUGAAUUUGGAUGACGCCCAAAAGAUUGUAAACACCAAUAUCAUGGGUGUGGUUUACUGCACCCAAAGAGCCUUUAAAUCCAUGAAAGAUCGUCAUUUUGAUGGACAUGUCAUUUUAAUAAAUAGCAUUGCUGGUCAUCAAUUCUUUCCCGGGGUUCCGUUGAAAUUACCCGCUGCAAAUAUUUAUUCACCCACUAAGUUUGCCAUUACUGCCCUAACAGAGUUGUAUAGGCAGGAAUUUAGUGGGUUGGGAACAAAAAUUAAAAUAUCGAGUAUAAGUCCUGGCGUGGUGGAUACUGAUAUUUUACUCAAGGAUCUACGUGAGGCAGCAGGCGAUUGUAUGCUUCAACCUGAAGAUGUCUCAAAAGCAGUUCUCUUUAUGUUGGCAACACCUCCCCAUGUGCAGAUACACGAUAUGAUCAUUAAACCAAUGGGAGAAGUAGUCUAAAUAUGUAUAAUAGGGUGGGUUUAUUUGCAUGGAUGAGAAAAAAAAUUAAAAAUCGUACAGCAAAAACGGAAACUACAUACAAUUCUAAAAUUUUUCUCCGAAGAAACCUUGUAGUUAAAAUAAAAUUCUAAUCCGCCCCUCUCGACACCAAAUUUUUUUCCUGUUUUUUCGGUAUUCGUGAUCAAGGUACAGGUCGCAUUUGUUGUUUGAUUGUCGUAAAAUUUUGCACAAGCCACAUUUUUGGUCCAAGGACGAACG